UCCGCGGAAACGGUCCGGCACUCUUUCCUUCCUCGCGCAGCCGGUUCCGUUUUACGUCCGCCACUUCGCCGUUGCCAGUGCGUCGGGACUUUAAGUGUGAUCCACGCCUAACCAAGGAUUUUCGUCACAAAAAGAAGUUUUCAAGACCUCUGAAAUACAUUUCUGUGGAGUGCCUUUAGUGUUGGAUUUCGGUCCGAAGAGCGUCCUCCUCGCGGAGUGCGCCGCAGAUUCUGCACCUGCGCCACCGGUUCGGCUGUCCACGCGAUGUCGCGACUGCUGCUGCUGCUGUGCGGCUCGGCCCUGUGGUGCGCGGCGCAGGCCUACACGGGCAGCGACGACAGAUUCGUCAAGAAGUACGCCAUGAUGAAGGUGUACGAGAGCUGCUUCGGGCCCGAGGUGGUGCGCGAGGUUCGCCAGGAGAUGCGCGCCGCCAGCGCCAAGUGCCAGGAGCGCGCCCAGAGCCCCAUCCUGAGCUUCGGGCCGGCCUUCGGGCAGGGCCCCGGGCCGUCCCUGGACCGCCUGGACCGGCCGCACCACCCCGUGCGGACCCACAAGCCCCAGCCCCAGCAGCAGCCCCAGCAGCAGCAGCAGGCAGACUCGGCGCGGCUGCAGCAAGCGCUCAUGGCGGUGCUCAACCGGCAGGCACAGGGUGGCGGCUUCACGGCGUACCGGCCCGUGCAGCAGCCCCAGCAGCCCCCCGCGAUGCCGCAGGUGGACCCGCUGCAGGCGUUGCAGGCACUGCAAGUGCUGCAGCAGUACCAGUCCCGGGGCAGCAGCCACUUCCACUACCAGCAGCCGCAGCCGCAGCCCGCCUACUACCAGCAGUCCUUCGGCAACCGGUACUCCAGGAGCUCCCGUGCCUCCAAGGCCAUGUCCUCCAAGAGCGCGCCGGGCCCCAAAAGGGCCUCCAGCAGGGCGUCCCGCGACCUGGACGUGCAGGGCCAGCUGGAGACGCUCACGACCAGGAUGACGGGCCGCGUGAAGAACGUGACGUGUGUCAUGCAGGAGCUGGGCUACCUGGACUCGGCGCUGGAGCCGGACUUCGAGCGCAUCGCGGCGCGCAUCUCGCGGCUGCCCGUGUCCCACGAGCUGCGCCGGGACAUGCUGGACGGCGUGCAGUUCUGCAGACAGUUCUCGCAAUGCAUCCCGGACUCGCGGCGCGACAAGUUCCUGCUGUCCGGCGAGCUGCUGAGGCCCAUGUUCUUCUUCCGCUGCUACAAGCACAAGAAGCUGGAGGCGUGCAUCAUGAAGGACGUGCGCGAGCGCUACCAGCAGGCCUCCGUGGACGACAACCUGCUGCCCAACACCAGGGCCAUGGACCUGGACCGCGACGUCGAGCGCGAGGGCCUCGACGAGGACCACAUGGCCGCCGCCGUGUACGAGUUCCUCUACGGCGGCGACAACCUGGACGCCGACAGCUUCUUCUGAGGCGGCCGACGACCGCCACUUCCAUUCCACGGCCUCGCCGGCCACCUCGCGCCCAGCCCCAGUGCGGUUUCAAAUUCUCAAGUCUGCCACAAACUGCCAGGCGAAAAAGACCGUUUUCUGGCCAUUUUUAGAGGCUGUUUGGAAACUUGGGGAAGCGAAUGUCCAUGGUCUCUUGUGAUUUCUUUCUCGCUCGCAGUUUAGGCGUGGAGGCUGUGAACAGAGCUCCGUAGCUUUUUUUGCCAAUUGUAUGUAUUUUGUAGAUUGAUGAAUUCGCGAACGGACAGUGCUCGGUUUGCGGUUCACGCCCGAGGCAGCAGGGUUACCCACUGGGCCAAAAAAGUAAAGGGAUGUUCGGAAUGAAGCGGUGCUGAAUUAAAGGGGGACAUAAGAUACGGGUUUCAAGAUGCCAGUAAUGCCAACCUCUCGCAAACUUUUGUGGAUAAAUUGCAUUGGGAGGUCGAACAAGGUUACAGGUGCGUAGGGCAUCGCCAGAGUGGGUAUCUCGCUGCCCUCGGGCCUUGGAGCCUUCGUGCCCCCGGGCAGCAGUCCGGCAAUAAAUUGUUGUCAUGCAGCGAAAACUCGUCCUAGUUUGGGACGGAACAGGCGAUGGGGACGACUGAGGCUGCGGGCGCUGCGGGCCCCAUUUGUCCCAUUCCGAACGUCCCAACUGGAACACCGAACUCACCGAGUUGAGGCUGACCUAACUCUCGGCCCAACUCGAGAAGACGAACCUCCCUCGAAACACAUGUCCAUUCAUGUCGGCAAGUCCCUCAAAAUAACGAAAGCACUACUUGAAACCUGACAGUAUUUAGAGACAAUAAAUAAAGGGACAGACGGCGCUGAUGUUGAUGACGAUGUGUUUCAUGGGUAGUAUCAAAUUGUGUACCACUUUUGUAAUAAAUUUGCCAAUAAACGAAUUUAAAUGAA
Molecule: messenger RNA, 2355 nt
Organism: Thrips palmi
Lineage: Eukaryota; Metazoa; Arthropoda; Insecta; Thysanoptera; Thripidae
Exons: 8
Coding region: 265-1428 (387 amino acids)
Source: RefSeq, a predicted model, not a curated record